ACACCACACGCCCCCAGAAGAAGAAUGAGGUGGAUGGGAAAGACUACUACUUUGUCACCACUGAGGAGAUGACCCGGGACAUCUCAGCCAACAAGUUCCUGGAGUUUGGAAGCUACCAGGGAAACAUGUUUGGAACCAAGUUUGAAACAGUGCACAAGAUCCACCAGCAGGACAAAGUUGCCGUUUUGGACGUUGAGCCCCAGACCCUGAAGAUCAUCCGCACAGCCGAGCUCUCCCCGUUCAUAGUCUUCAUUGCCCCAACAGACAAGGCAGAGCAGUCGGAGGCUUUGCAGCAGCUCCGUAAGGAUUCCGAGAGCAUCCGGAGCAGAUAUGCACACUACUUUGACCUGUCACUGGUCAACAACGGGGUGGAAGAAAGCCUCCAGCUGCUGCAGGAAGCCUUUGAACAGGCCUGCAGCUCUCCACAAUGGGUGCCCAUCUCCUGGGUCUACUGAGGGGGCAUCUGACCCCAGCCGCUUCCCAUCGACCAUCCUGCAGCCAUGGGGAGAAACCUCCUCAGCUUCCCCUGAUCUACACAGCCCAGCACAAUUCCUUUCCUCUGCUGCUCCAUGGACAUGGUCUCAAUUGGUUCACACACACACACAGGGGUUUUGGACCAUCUCUCCCAGGGGAACACAGGA
Messenger RNA from Merops nubicus (carmine bee-eater), 641 nucleotides. RefSeq names its product membrane protein, palmitoylated 1, 55kDa (gene MPP1). Gene Ontology annotation, molecular function: signaling receptor binding. The annotation marks the transcript as partial. NCBI's taxonomy places the organism in Eukaryota, Metazoa, Chordata, Aves, Coraciiformes, Meropidae. Gene Ontology annotation, cellular component: cell-cell junction; plasma membrane. The transcript has 3 exons. The record is from RefSeq and is a predicted model, not a curated record.